Molecule: messenger RNA, 606 nt
Organism: Paramecium octaurelia
Lineage: Eukaryota; Ciliophora; Oligohymenophorea; Peniculida; Parameciidae
Source: the annotation of a GenBank genome assembly
AUGAGUAAACAAGACGAGGAAUCAAAAUUAUAAUUAAUCGAAUCCGCCUUUGAAUGCAAUAUAUGUUUAGAGAUAGCUACUGAACCAAUCCUUACAAAUUGUGGACAUCUAUUUUGUUGGCCUUGCAUCUUUAGUGUAUAUAUAUAUAUUAUUGAAUAAUUAGUGGCUAAAUUCAAACCAAGAAUUUCUAACUUGUCCUGUUUGUAAGAAUGGUUGCUCUAAGAAUUCUUUAAUUCCUUUAUAUUCGAAGGAUGAAGCAAAAACUAAGUAUUUUCAAUCAAGUAAAUUAGUAAACCACGCGAUCCUAAUAUUCCUCCUAGACCUAAACCAGGUAGAAACGAUCCUGUUAGGAACAACAACCAAAUUGGCUAAAAUAACUUAGCCAAUGGAGCAAUGAUUGCAGGCUAUGGAUUGUUUCCAUCUCUAUUUAAUUUAAUUUGUAUUAAAGAUGGAGAUAUAGAAAAAGAUGAGAGGCAUGAAAGUAAAUAUUGACCUGGAUAUAUUUUAGAUGAAGCAACUGUGGAAAUCGAAAAUGUGAGAAAAUUAAAGGCUAUUUAGUUUUUGUUGAUUUUAUGCUUAAUUAUGAUGAUUGUAUUCUACUUUUGA